Seminavis robusta is the source of this 1380-nucleotide messenger RNA. The record is from the annotation of a GenBank genome assembly. NCBI's taxonomy places the organism in Eukaryota, Bacillariophyta, Bacillariophyceae, Naviculales, Naviculaceae.
AUGAACUCCGUCGACAAAGAAGUACGGCUUGACAAGGUCCUAUCAAGCUUUCUGACUGAUGAGGACCUGCAGGAUGUAACAUUGGUAGCAAAUGAUGGCCAAAAAGUGCGGGCAAACCGCUUUGUUUUGUCCGCCAGAUCUCCAGUAUUUCGCCGCAUGUUUCUGGGCAAUUUCUCAGAGGCAACCAAACCAGAGGUAGAUGUUGGCUUUAGUGGCAUUGUCAUGCAGGAGAUUGUGGAAUACAUCCAUACAGAUACAUGUGCUAGUCUCAAUGGGAAGAAACGAAAGGCAUGUGAUGAGAACGAGGCAAAGCAGUGGGAUGUUCAAAAGGAGCUGGCUGAAAAAAUGGUGGCUCUCUCAGCCGCUGCAAUGUACUACAAUUUACCUAGUCUUGUCAAAGAGAUAGAGAAGAGCAUCUCAAAAGUAGUGAAACAAGUCCCCUCAUUGCCAUUGAUGGUCUUGGCAUCUUGCCGCAAAGAAGGACCCUCUGUUCCAUCAACGUUGCUUGAGCUCGCCUGGACAUUUGUUCGGGCCAACAAAGAAGCUCUUAUGGAAGCAAAGGUACAUGCUUGUGUGGAUGCAACUCUGGUGGAGGAGAUUGUGAAAGAUGAAAAGUUGGAAAUGGAUGAAUACACUCUCUUUGUUUUUCUCACUAAAUGGGUUGACAGUAAUCCAAAGGAUCGACAAGCCAUUGCCAAAAACCUGGGAAUCAACCUUCGGCUCGAAAAAAUAAAUCCUGCAUAUCUUUCCACUUCAGUUUCCUCAUCUGGGCUGUUCGCCGCUGAUCAAAUCAAUGAAGCCUACAAAAAGCAAGCUCUGCAUGCUGAACAAAUCCACAAAGUAUCAUUUCAGCAGGAUCGAUUAUGUCUUGUCUGGAAAAAAUCUCUCACUCUAGAGAGUGGUUCCGAUGGGGACGAUGUCAACACAGACAUGCUCAGUUGUCUUCCAAUCAAAGAAGGAAUCUAUGAAUGGACUGUGGAGCUAUUGGCUGAUCACUAUGGUGGGUCAAGUGCUGUUUUUGGCAUUGUAUGCGCUGAAACAUUUGUGGACAAUGGAUCUCUGUUUUAUAGACAAAAGGGUGGGUGGGGAUAUGAUGACAGUGGCAAUGCAUACAAUGAGGGCAAAGCACAUAUAGGAUCAUACCCUAUCCGUGUGGGCGUACAAUUCAAGGUGACGCUCAACCUGAGUCCCAGUGAUCGGCAAAACGGUACCUUGAAAAUUCAGUUUUCAAAUGCAAACGAAGAAGAUAUUUCCUAUGACAUUGUCAACAACCUACACGAUCAUCUGAAUUUGCACCCUCGAGGGUUUCUUCCUGCUGUCUCAACUUGCCAUGGUGGCCUGGUCAAAUUUGUGAAAAUGAAGAAGCUCCUGGAAGUCUAG